CUUCUGCGCCUGCGCGACCGUGGUUCCUCGCUCUUCGUCUCCCCACCCCCCACGAGGUCGGCCCGUGAAGCCCCGCGAGCUCUGUGAAAGGGCGGGAAAGGCGGUUGGAGAGGGAGGGGCGAGCGGUUACUCACUCCAUGGCUGCGGAAAGAAGAGGCGACGGCGGCGGCGGCGGCGGCCUCGGCUGAACGAUCGGUGGGAGCAGAGAGUGCUGGCGCGAAACCUCCCCAAGGUUGCAGACGCUGACGGAUUUGCCCCAGAGUCGGAGUAGCUGCCACCUGGAGAUUCCACAGCCAUGAGUGGGUUUAACUUUGGAGGCACCGGGGCCCCUGCUGGCGGCUUUACAUUUGGCACUGCGAAGACUGCAACCACCACAGCUGCCACUGGUUUUUCCUUCUCUACUUCCGGCACUGGAGGGUUUAAUUUUGGGACUCCCAGCCAGCCAACCGCAACCACCCCUUCCACUGGCCUCUUCUCACUCACCACACAGACCCCAACCACACAGACCCCAGGAUUCAACUUUGGAACAACGCCUGCUUCUGGAGGAACUGGCUUCUCCCUGGGGAUCAGCACCCCAAAACCCAACCUGAGUAACACAGCUGCCACAUCCGCUACAGCCAACACUGGCAGCUUUGGGCUUGGCAGUAGCACCCUCACCAAUGCCAUCUCAAGUGCUGGCACCUCCAGCCAGGGGACAGCCCCCACUGGCUUUGUCUUUGGGUCCUCUACCACCUCUGCUCCAUCUACUGGCUCCACGGGGUUCUCAUUCACCAGUGGCAAUGCAUCCCAGCCUGGAGCGUCUGGCUUCAGCAUUGGCUCUGUGGGUAGCUCAGCCCAACCCACAGCACUGUCUGGCUCUCCCUUCACUCCAGCCACGCUGGUGACCACCACCGCAGGAGCGGCACAGCCAGCUGCUGCUGCACCCACUGCUGCCACCACCAGCACAGGGUCCACACUGUUUGCCUCCAUAGCGCCUGCUCCUGCCUCAUCCAGUGCUACAGUGCUGUCCCUCUCAGCUCCGGUGACAACUGCAGCCACUCCUGGUGCUGGAGCUCUGGGCUUCAGCCUCAAGGCCCCUGGAGCAGCUCCCGGCACCUCCACCACCAGCACCACCACUGCCACCACCACCUCCUCUGCUGCCACUGCUGGCUUUGCCUUGAGCCUGAAACCCUUGGUGCCAACUGGCCCCGGUAGUGUGGCCACUACUGGGACUUCUCUGCCUGGCUCCAGCACAGCAGCUGGGACUACCACAAGUCCUGCGAUGACCUACGCACAGCUGGAAAGCCUGAUCAACAAGUGGAGCCUGGAGCUGGAGGAUCAGGAGCGGCACUUCCUGCAGCAGGCCACACAGGUCAAUGCCUGGGACCGCACACUGAUUGAGAAUGGGGAGAAGAUCACCAGUCUGCACCGCGAGGUGGAGAAGGUGAAGCUGGAUCAGAAGCGACUGGAUCAGGAGCUGGACUUCAUCCUAUCACAGCAGAAGGAGCUGGAGGACCUGCUGAGCCCAUUGGAGGAGUCAGUGAAGGAGCAGAGUGGUACCAUCUACCUUCAGCAUGCCGACGAGGAGCGUGAGAAGACCUUCAAGCUGGCUGAGAACAUCGAUGCCCAGCUCAAGCGCAUGGCACAGGACCUCAAGGACAUCAUCGAGCACCUGAACAUGGCUGGUGGCCCUGCAGACACCAGCGACCCACUGCAGCAAAUCUGCAAGAUCCUCAACGCACACAUGGACUCCCUUCAGUGGGUGGACCAGAGCUCUGCCCUGCUGCAGAGGAGGGUGGAAGAGGCCAGCCGUGUAUGUGAGGGCCGCCGCAAGGAGCAGGAGCGCAGCCUGCGCAUUGCCUUCGACUAGCCCUGCAUGAAUGGGAGGGCCUUCUUGGGUUACAGGGAUGCUGGCUUUCUGUUGGGUGGGUGUGCUGUUGAGAGAAAAGUUCUUUGGUUUGACUUCCAGUUAGCAGAAGUUGUACCAGGCAUGGCGCUCAUUGAUGUAACCUAUGUGCUCUGGAGCCAGGCAUGAAUGUCACUGAGCUCUGGGCUAGCAUUUAAAGAACAAGGGCAAGUGUUGAAUUCAGUGCUGCCUCACGGCAGCUUCAGUUCUGAUUCGUCCAGCUCAUCCUGACUCAGCCACUCCAGAAUGGCUGUGCCAGUGGGGACAGAGCACUCCAAAGGAGAUGCUGGCCAAGACAUUUACCUGGGAUGGAGACAUGGUGGGUUUGAAAGACCAAGGUUUCUGCACCUCUCCAGCUCCCAUCUAGCCCGUGUCCUCGAGCUUCUGCCACACAAAGUAGAUUCACCAAGGCACACUGAGCUAACAGUUGUUUUGCGCUGGCUACCUCUUUCACCCCUAGAUUGUGGGCUCCUAUGGCAAGGACUGAUGCCCUUGGGGCCAGAGUGAGAGCAGAUUUGCUUCUGGAUAUCCCAGUGUCAAAUCUAUCUUAGUCACGGUCUUGAAGGCUAGUCGUCAUGUCCUGGUCUGUUUUAUUUCCCUGUACUCUGCUGUAGCCUUUGUGGUCCCUGAUCAAAUAUUGUUCUUCUAAAUAAAGAAAACUUUGUGAAAUCA
Molecule: messenger RNA, 2557 nt
Organism: Peromyscus californicus insignis
Lineage: Eukaryota; Metazoa; Chordata; Mammalia; Rodentia; Cricetidae
Gene: Nup62
Product: nucleoporin 62
Exons: 2
Coding region: 296-1849 (517 amino acids)
Biological process (GO): protein import into nucleus; RNA export from nucleus
Cellular component (GO): nuclear pore central transport channel; nuclear pore
Molecular function (GO): phospholipid binding; structural constituent of nuclear pore
Source: RefSeq, a predicted model, not a curated record